This is a messenger RNA of Apiotrichum porosum, 1146 nucleotides long. RefSeq lists its product as uncharacterized. The transcript has 5 exons. NCBI's taxonomy places the organism in Eukaryota, Fungi, Basidiomycota, Tremellomycetes, Trichosporonales, Trichosporonaceae. The record is from RefSeq and is a predicted model, not a curated record. Gene Ontology annotation, biological process: regulation of transcription by RNA polymerase II; positive regulation of DNA-templated transcription, elongation. Gene Ontology annotation, cellular component: cyclin/CDK positive transcription elongation factor complex; nucleus. Gene Ontology annotation, molecular function: cyclin-dependent protein serine/threonine kinase activator activity. Bases 1 to 1146 code for a protein of 381 amino acids.
AUGGCAGACCCCACCCCUUCCUCAUCCCACCUCAAGCGGUACAGGCCAUACCUGCGCCCAGCCGAGGUCGAGCGUCUCUCAGCAAAGCAGCGCGGCAAGCUCAGCGUCGCGCGUGAAGAGAGGGCGCGUCAACAGGCGUGUGCGCUCAUUGACGCCGUUGGCGUGCGGUGUGGUUUCCCCCGCCGGACCAUCGCGACCGCCCAGACACUGUACAUGCGCUUCCACCUGUUCUUUCCGUACGCCGACUUCAACUAUGUUGAAGUAGCCCUCACGACGCUAUACGUCGCCUCGAAGCUGCACGACACGCUCAAGAAGCCGCGCGACAUUAUCCUUGCGUCGUAUUCCCUCCGCUUCCCGCACCUGGUCCGCCGCGGCGGCCAUGUAGACGUCACGGCCGUGGACCCCAACAUGCUGGAACACGAGCGCCGGCGCGUGCUCUCGAUCGAGCGGCUCGUCCUCGAGACCAUGUGCUUUGCGUUCCGCGUCGCCGUGCCGUUCCCGCUCGUCGUCAAGCUCGGGCGCAAGCUCGGCCUGGACAAGGACGCGACGCAGGCCGCAUGGCGCGUAGCCGUCGACUGCCACCGCACGCCGGCGCCCCUGUCGUACCCGCCCCACGUCGUCGCCCUGGGGAGCGUGUACGCGGCCGUCCUGCUCGCGCAGGUCAACACACGGCCACACGACGACGCGCCAGACGACGCCGACGCCGCGCGCGUCAUCAAGGUGCUGGGAUCCGAGGGCGGCUGGGAGGCGCAGUACUCUGCGAGCGUGGACAAUGUCGAUGAAGUCGCACACGACCUGCUGGACCUGUACAUCACCAUCGUGUCCACGCCCGCCAACGACCCGUCCUUGCAGCUCUUCUCGCCGUCGCCCGUCUCGCCGCGCGAGCCCGGCAGCCGCGCAGGAGCCAGCUCGUCGCGCUCGGCCCGUCCUUCCCCCGGCCCCGUAAGCGCGGCCACGACCGCGUUCCGCCUGCACCCGGGCUGGAACGCGCAGUCGCUCACGGAACUCAAGAUCCACCUGCGCGACCGCCGUCCGGGCGCCGCGGUCGGGUGGGACGAGGGCGAGGACGGGGAUGAGAUGGACCCCGUGGAUGGGAUGGGGCGGAAUGACGGUACGAUGCGGUUUGUAUGGGACGACGAGGCUUGA